Eurytemora carolleeae is the source of this 1986-nucleotide messenger RNA. Its product is annotated as ATP-dependent RNA helicase dbp2. Gene Ontology annotation, cellular component: nucleus; cytoplasm; ribonucleoprotein complex. Lineage: Eukaryota; Metazoa; Arthropoda; Copepoda; Calanoida; Temoridae. Gene Ontology annotation, molecular function: ATP binding; RNA helicase activity; RNA binding. The record is from RefSeq and is a predicted model, not a curated record. Bases 114 to 1763 code for a protein of 549 amino acids. The transcript has 9 exons.
UAAUUUUAAUUUGAUCAUUUUUACAGAGUGAAUAAGUUUGAUUAACUUGGUAUCUGGCUGUCCUGACUCCUGUCCACCGAAAUUCUUCUUCUAUAUAUAGUUAUCACUAAAAUAUGGCCUACGGAAACGAAAAUAGGUCUGGAGGAUACGGUGGCGGUAGAUCCUAUGGUGGAGGGAGGGGAAGGGGAUCUAGUGGAGGAUAUAGCGGAAGCCAAGGGGGUCGUGGUGGAGGUGGUUAUGGUGGAGGAGGAUAUGGCGAAGGAGGUUAUGGUGGAGGUGGAGGAGGAUACGGUGGCCGAGGAGGAUAUAGUGGUGGGGGUGGAGCUAGCAGAUAUGGGGGAGACUCUGGAAGAGGAGGAAAAUUUGAAAAUCCUGGACAAAACUUGAGGGCCGUAAACUGGGGUAGUCAUACUCUCUCUACACUAAAAAAAGACUUCUACACACCCUCUUCAAGUGUUACCAACAGGUCUGCUGCAGAUGUAACCAAGUAUAGAAUUGAAAAGGAAAUCACAAUAGUGCAAGGAGCAGAACAUGUCGGGAAUCCAAUUAUUAGCUUUCUAGAGGGUGGUUUCCCAGAAUACCUUCUGCAAACCUUUGAAAAGGAAAAGUAUACAGAACCAACUCCCAUUCAAGCCCAAGGAUGGCCAAUUGCUCUUUCAGGUCGUGAUCUGGUCGCAAUCGCGAAAACUGGAUCCGGAAAGACUCUAGGUUAUCUUCUUCCAGGAAUAAUUCACACAAUGAAUCAGGGAUAUCUGGAGAGAGGAGAUGGACCUAUUGUCCUGGUAUUAGCGCCUACUAGAGAGCUUGCCCAACAGAUACAGGCUCAGGCAGUUAAAUUCGGGGAAGCAUGUAAGCUUAGAACAGCCUGUCUUUUUGGCGGAGCUCCUAAGGGCCGACAGAUUGGAGACCUGGAGCGCGGUGCUGAAAUUUGUGUUGCUACUCCUGGGAGACUUAUAGAUAUCCUUGAGAUGGGAAAAACUAAUUUCCGACGUUGCUCUUAUGUAAUUCUGGAUGAAGCUGAUCGUAUGCUGGAUAUGGGGUUCGAACCCCAGAUCAGAAAGAUUCUCGGUCAGAUUCGGCCUGACCGACAGAUGCUAAUGUGGUCUGCUACUUGGCCCAAGGAGGUGAAAAAGCUGGCUACAGAUUUUAUGGGAGGAAACAAGUUCAUACAUCUGAACAUAGGAUCCGAGUUCCUCUCCGCCAAUCAUAAUAUUUUACAGAUAGUCGAUGUUUGCCAGGAGUGGCAGAAGGAGGAUAAACUCGGCCGGUUACUUGAAGAAAUGGCUAGUGAUUCUAGAGCUAAGGUUCUUGUUUUCGCUGAAACCAAGAAGAAGUGUGAUGAGCUAACCAGAACCAUGAGAAAGAACGGCUACCCGGCGAUGUGCAUUCACGGAGAUAAGAAACAGGAAGAGAGAGACUGGGUUCUGGGAGAGUUUAGAUCCGGGAGAACACAAAUUCUAGUCGCAACUGAUGUCGCUGCCCGAGGCUUAGAUGUGGAUGAUAUAAAAUUUGUGGUUAACUACGACUACCCGAUGCAGGACGAAGACUAUAUUCACAGGAUUGGAAGAACUGGCAGACGGGAUAAAAGUGGAACUGCGUACACAUUCUUCACUGAAAAAAAUCAGAAGAGCGCGUCCCAACUUGUUCAAAUCCUGCAGGAAGCAAAACAGGUUGUGAAUCCUCAGCUGAUGGAGCUGGAGAUUAUGUCCAAGAUGUUCCAAGGCAAAUCCUUUGGUGGUGGUAGGAAAGGAGGAAGAUGGUAAAGUUUGAAGGCAGCUGGAUAAUUUGUUAAUAAGAAUCAAAUAGAUCUGAUUCUAGGAAAUUUUUAGUGUAUUGUUUUCACCCAUAACAUCGGUUUAAAUCUUUUAUGUUGUUAUUAAUACUUUAUCAACAUUGCAUUUAAAACGAACAUAUUGAAUAUUUUGAAUCCAGUUUUGUUUUGACUUUGAUUUUUUAAGAUAUAAAUAAAGCACAGUUACUCUACUA